Molecule: messenger RNA, 1740 nt
Organism: Pangasianodon hypophthalmus (striped catfish)
Lineage: Eukaryota; Metazoa; Chordata; Actinopteri; Siluriformes; Pangasiidae
Gene: polr1e
Product: RNA polymerase I subunit E
Exons: 12
Coding region: 2-1330 (442 amino acids)
Biological process (GO): transcription elongation by RNA polymerase I; nucleolar large rRNA transcription by RNA polymerase I; RNA polymerase I preinitiation complex assembly
Cellular component (GO): RNA polymerase I complex
Molecular function (GO): DNA binding
Source: RefSeq, a predicted model, not a curated record
GAUGCUACUCUGGCGGUCACCGCAUGGCGUCGCUGUUGAGACGCGGAAACAUUUCGGGAACAAAUACAGUUCAAUAGAAGUAGCAGCAGUAAUGGCGGCGACCUGUACGUGGGAACCGUGUGAAGAAGCUGGGGAAGAAAGAGCUGUUAUUGUGAAAUUUUCCAAUGGACAGGUAAAAAACACAGAUCAGCUGAACUUCAGGCUUUUCAAACACUGCGAUGAAGCCAACCCCAGAAAGAAAAGCAGGCGCAUUGUGGUUGCAGAAUCGGACCGGCUGUCGUAUGUCGGGAGCAACUUCGGCCCAGGCACGUUACAGUGCAACAACAUGUGCAGUUAUUUCGUGGGUGUCUUGGACAAAACAACCAUGCAGAUGAAGGUGCAAAGUGCUCAGCUUUUCAACCUGCAGCCCGUCAUACCAGGAGAAACAACAGCCAAUGCUGAGGAAAAUGAGAGCAAAAGCUACAGAGAGAAGCUGGACGCUCUCAUCGAGGCGUUCGGUACGACGAAGCAGAAGCGCGCUCUGAGUUCUAGACGGAUGAACGAGGUCGGCAAUGACACGCUGCAGAAAGCCGUGGCUCGCGCCGCCAGCAACAUCAUAGACCAGAAAGGACUGGAAGCAUUACAGCAGGAAGUGGCGGAUUCACAGGCUCUCACUGAAUCCACUCUCUUCCUCCCGCCCUGUAACAAGAAUGCGACUAAUCGUGAGGACGUUUACCCCUUUGACGGCUUGCUGUCUCCAGCCGAGUUUAACUCGCUCAAGCAGCUUGGUGAGAAAAUGGCGGGACUUACUUCUGAAGACCAGAUGACCAAAGACGGCUUCUUUCCUGAGACUGUGAAGGAGAUUUUGAAAUGCCUUCCCAAAGAGGGGGAAGAUCGAGACAGACAUGCACGCUGUGCCUGGUACCUGUCUUUCCUCAUCAGACUUGCACAAAUGAAAAAACUGGACCGCAAGUUUGGUGAGAACGAAUGUCCACAAGUCAUCUUCAGGAAAGUGCAGAAGAACUUCACAGUGGAGAGUUUUGAUAAAGGAAGACUGAAGAGUACAGUGACCGCGUCUACAGUCAUUAAGAUCGCGUCCCACUGUCUUGCUUUGCUGCUUCAUAUCGGAGAGCAGAAAGUAGACCUCACACUCUUACACAGAGACCUGUUCAUCAGCGAAACCAAGAUGCUGGAGGUGGCAAAGGCCAUGGGGCUCACGCUUUCCCGCCAGUCCAUCCACAGUUUGGAGGAGUCGGGGCUACAGGAUGACCACAGGAUGGCCUCACUUGAGCUCCCACUCGUACGCUACGAACGGCGCAUGGAGAGCCGAAAACGCAAGAAAAUGAAAUGAGUGGAAUGAAUGAAUUAUACAUUUUGUAUGUCAGCUGGUAGUCGGUCACGUGCAGCCCAAAUUCAGUUGCUUUCACUUACGUUUAGAGGGAAAAAAAAAUGAAAUAAACUUAGUGUAUGUCUCUCUAUUAGUAUAUGAUAUGCCAAAAUUAUCAUGUUUUCCUCAAAAGAUGUGAUCUGAUGACUCCAUACACACUUCCAUUAAAUGUCCGGAAGUUUUCAGGGAGCAAGAAAUACAAGUGAGUGAAUACAAGCUAUUUUUUUAUUUUUUUUUUGUUCAUGUUGUGAAUAAAAAUGAGUCAUUUUCUUGAUAAUGAGCAUUUCUCUUGUGCGCACCACACAAAUGACGCAAAGGCAGUCGAUCCAACCUCGAUACGUGUGGCUCAUUAGAACAAGACCCAGAUGUCAAUA